AAGAUACUUUUCAUAUAUUUUAAUUUAAUGUGAAUUAUAUUGUUUUAAUCAAAUAAUUAAUCUACAGUAGACAAAAAAAACACGAGAGUUGAAUGUAUGUUAUGUGUGGUUCAAGUCCCUACACUAUCGUUUCUUCCAAGGAGUAGCUUCCUCCACCAAACACUAAACCAAACCAUAAAAAUAUUUAAUUAUUAAUAUAAAAAAACAAACACAUAAAACAAAAGAAAAAAAAAACAACAACCUAAGCAUUACCGAAACUUAACUGAGAAGCAAUGGAAUCCAUGGACUCAUCAUCAAAGCGUGUCUCACUUUCUGCAACACAAGGGACCCCAUUAGUACUACCAACUCAACCUUUUGAACCACGUAAGCUUGCUCUUUCCAGCUCACUUUUGUCACCUAUUUCACUCCCUAUUAGAGCCCCUAUUACUGUUGAUGAUGAUUCUGAUUUUGAGUCCAACAAUGAUAAAUUUGAGGAUACCAGUUAUGGUAGUAGUGUUAGUGGUAAUGACAGUGGAAAUGAGUAUGAGGUUUUUGUGGGUGGGGGGGAAGAGUUUGAAACUGCGUCAGAGUCAGUGAGGGGAUUAGUGGCUAACCCAGAUCAGAAUUCUGUUGGAAAAAGUGAUAUUUAUGGUAAAGGUGAUAUUUUUAGGCCUGUUGUUGCAUACCCAGAUGGAGAAAAGUUAAUUAGGCCAAUUGCUCAGUUGUCAUGGGAGGAUGAUGAUGAUGGUAGUGAUGUGGUGUUUAGUGAGGUGGAAGAUGAAUUUUCUUUGGGUAGUAUUGAUGUUAACAAUCUUGGGGUUGGAGAAAAGAUUAGUGUUGCUCCUAGAAUUAAGAUUUUUGAGGUGGAAGAAGGAAAGGGAGAUGAAUCCAUGGUGCACACCAAGUCUUUGAUUGUAAACCUGAAAGAGAAUUUUGAUUCUGAUAUUUUUGUUGAAGCUGAUAAUAGUUUUUCGAUUGAUAAAGAAGAGAAGUUGAAUGGUGUAGAGGGUUUUGUUCAAGAUGUAUUAGUUAAGGACACUUCUGGUGAGGGUGCUGCUCUUCAUGAAGAGCCUUUGGAGCCUAAUAAAAGAGAUGUUUUGGAGCUAAAUUCGGAAUUGAUUUCUCAUGUUAAGCAUUUUUGUGCUGAGGAACAUAAGUUUAAUGAGUUUGAUACUGCAAGAAAUACACAGAUUGAAGAUUCUGGUGAUUCGGAGUCAUUUAAGGAAGAAAAUGAUGCUAUUCAAGGUUGUUGUGAUGAUACUGAUAGACUUAUGGAAAACCAUUUGGUAGAGAAAGAAGAAGCGGAACUGCUGGUGUUGGAUGGUGAUAAUGGGGGAGCAGAGAAUAAUUUGAAGUAUGCAGUGGAAGAACUCUUGGUUUGUGAAAAUGGCAACCAAAACAGUGGUGAAGGUGCAAGACUUUAUGAUGGAACUAUUGAAGAGAUUCCAGAGAGUAAAAUGGAUGAAGAAAUUGAUUUUGACAAAGCUAAGGAAAAUUCCUUGGCUGCCAUGCUGGAAUCUACUGAUAAUUGUUGCGAGGCGAAUCAGAAAGAGUUUGAUUUCGAUGAACUCUUCGUGACUGAUGAAGCAGAAGAGAUUGUAGAUUCUGGUGAGUGUCCUUUAUCAGAAAUAGUUGAUGAUUAUAAAAUAGAAGACUGUAAUGAAGACAUGGAUGAAGUAGAAAAACAUGGUCAUGUAUUUGAUGAUGAUGCUAAAGAUUUGGCAAAUGGGAGCUCUGAAAGAGCCGAAAAGAUCAUUGUUGAAGUGGAAGAAAGGGUUGCAGACUGUCGUGAAGACAUGGAUGAAGUAAAAGUACAUAGCCAUGUUUCUGAUGAUGAUGCUGAAGAUUUGGCACAUGGGAGCUCUGAAAGAACCGAGAAGAUCAUUGUUGAAGUGGAAGAAAGGGUUGUAGACUGUAAUGAAGACAUGGAUGAAGUAAAACUGCAUAAUCAUGUUUCUGAUGACGAUGCUGAAGAUUCGGCACAUGGGAGCUCUGAAAGAGCCGAAAAGAUCAUUGUUGAAGUGGAAGAAAGGGUUGCAGACUGUAAUGAAGACAUGGAUAAAGUAAAACUGCAUAGUCAUGUUUCUAAUGACGAUGCUGAAGAUUUGGCACAUGGGAGCUCUGAAAGAACCGAAAAGAUCAUUGUUGAAGUGGAAGAAAGGGUUGUAGACUGUAAUGAAGACACUGAUGAAGUAAAAGUACAUAGCCAUGUUUUUGAUGAUGAUGCUGAAGAUUUGGCGCAUGGGAGCCCUGAAAGAACCGAAAAGGUCAUUGUUGAAGAAGAAAGGGUUGCUGCUGCAUCUCAUUUGGGAACAGUUUGUUCUCAAGAGUCAAUAGAAGGAAACAAGUCUGCCUCAUCAAUGGAUAUUUUGAACACGACUACUGUCCUCAGUCCCACUACUUUUGAUUCAUCACUGCAUUCUGGAGAGGCUGCUUCUCAACAGACUCACAUCGAUACUCUUACUUCUUUACACCUUAGUGGGGAUGAAGUUGAGGUCAGCCUAAGCAUUGAGGAUAAAAAGAAGAUUGAGAAGAUGCAAGUCCUAAGAGUGAAGUUUUUGAGGCUUGUUCACAGACUUGGUAUAUCUCUUGAAGAUUCAAAAGUUUCCCAAGUGUUAGAAAAGUUAUUCCUUGAUGUUGAGAAACACACAAAUCAUUUUGAUGCCCUUGAAUCAACAAAGAAAGUGGCCUUGGAUUUUGAAGCAGAUAACCAAAGUAACUUGGAUUUCUGUUUGAACAUUUUGGUUCUUGGAAAAUCUGGAGUGGGAAAAAGUGCAACCAUUAACUUCAUUUUCGGUGAGAAGAAAGCCAUGAUCAAUGCCUUCAAACCUGCCACCACUUCUUUGAAAGAGAUUGUUGGGACAGUUGAUGGAAUCAAGAUUAGAAUCCUUGACACACCGGGUCUGAAAGUACCUGCAGUUGACCAGGCUGCCAACCAGAAAAUGCUGUCAACUAUCAAUAAAUACAUAAAGAAAUUUCCUCCAGAUGUUGUCUUUUAUGUUGAUCGUUUGGAUACCCAAAACAGAGAUGAUGAUUUACCUUUGUUGAGAUCAAUCACUAGGUCUCUUGGUUCAUCGAUAUGGAAAAAUGCAGUUGUCACUUUGACUCAUGCUGCUUCUGUUCCUCCAGAUGGUUCAACAGGCUUACCCCUUAACCGUGACAUCUUUGUUGCACAAAAAUACCAUGGUGUUCUACAGUCUAUCAGCAUGGCUGUUGAUAAUUUGUAUCUUAUGAAUUCAAGUAUUAUGCAUCCACUUGCUCUUGUUGAGAACAAUUCAUUGCAGUCUGAUAGUUCUAACUCGAGAUCCCAAUUGUUGCUCUUGUGCCAUUCAUUGAAGGUGUUGUCAGAAGCUAGCUCCAUUGCAAAGCGUGAAAAGCCUUCAGAUCGGAGGAAAUUUAUGGGGUUCCCCAUCCAUUCGUCUCUAAUGCACUAUCUACUGUCAUCUCUAUUGCAGUCUCAUGCUCAUCCAAACAAUGCUGAGUCUGAUACUGAGUUUGCAGACUUGUGGGAUCUUGAAAGUGAAGAAGAGGAUGAAUAUGACCAACUACCUUCAUUCAGGCCUCUGAGUAAAUCUCAGAUUGCUAUGCUCAGCAAAGAACAGAGAAAAAAUUAUUUCGAGGAGUAUGAUUAUCGUGUGAAGCUCCUUCAAAGGAAGCAAUGGAAAGAAGAGAUUAAAAGGCUGAGAGAAAUUAAGACCAAAGGAAAAGAGGAUGGUGCACAUAUUUAUCAUGAUUUCAAGGAGGAUGAGGAGAAGGAAGAUUCGAAUUCGACUUCUGAAUCAGUGCCUUUACCUGACAUCACACUCCCGUUGUCUUUUGAUGGAGAAGAGUCUGCCUAUAGAUACCGUUCCCUAGACCUCUCAUCGGAGCUUCUUGUGAGGCCAGUCAUGGAAACUUAUUGUUGGGACCAUGAUUGUGGGUACAAUGGUGUCAACCUCGAAAAGGAAUUUGUUGUUUCUGAUCGAUUUCCAACUGCAUUUUCUUUCCAAAUCACAAAGGACAAGGAAAAGCUGAAUCUUCACUUGGAUUCUUCAUUAUCUAUGAAGCAUGGAGAGAAUUGCUCAACCUUAGCUGGACUUGACAUCCACACUCUUGGAGAUCAACUUGCCUACAUUGUCAGAGGCGAAACCAAAGUGAGAAGCUUCAGAAUAAACAAGACAACUGCUGGAGUAACUGUCAAUUUCAUAGGCAAAAAUCUUGCAACUGGGUUGAAAGUAGAGGAUCAGAUUGCAAUUGGGAAGUUCUUAGUUUUGGCAACGAGUGCUGGAGCUUUGCGUUCUCAAGGCAACACUGCAUACGGUGCCAACUUGGAGCUGCGUCUCAAAGAGAAGGAUUUCCCCAUAGGACAAGAUCAGUCCAAUCUGGGGUUGUCUUUAAUGAAAUCAAAAGGAGAUUUGGCUCUAACAGCUUUCCUGCAGUCUCAAUUCUCAAUCGGACAAAGCUCUAAAACGGCUAUCCAUAUCGGCUUGAACCAUAGGCGAAAUGGGAAGAUCACUAUCAAAACAAGCAGUUCUGAUCAGCUCCAAAUAGCAUUGGCUGGUAUUCUUCCAAUCAUGCUCUCAAUCUUUAAAAGUAUAUACUCUACACAUGGAACACAAAACUUGUAAAUCUUAUACUUUGAUAUGAUGAUAUUGAGUAAAAACAAGUAUCAUAAUUUUUGUUGAUCUUUUUGUUGAUGCUUCAGGGCUAUUGAAUCUGUUAUACUUCUUCAUUUAUAUUGGUAGAUAUUCCAGUUGUAAUGUAUCUGAACUGGUUGAACUAAUCUUUAAUGAAGUCUUCUGGGCAGUUGGUUUAA
This is a messenger RNA of Cannabis sativa, 4774 nucleotides long. RefSeq names its product translocase of chloroplast 101, chloroplastic. Gene Ontology annotation, cellular component: chloroplast outer membrane. The record is from RefSeq and is a predicted model, not a curated record. The transcript is spliced from 2 exons. Bases 273 to 4586 code for a protein of 1437 amino acids. Lineage: Eukaryota; Viridiplantae; Streptophyta; Magnoliopsida; Rosales; Cannabaceae. Gene Ontology annotation, biological process: protein targeting to chloroplast. Gene Ontology annotation, molecular function: GTP binding; GTPase activity.